Messenger RNA from Scophthalmus maximus (turbot), 2643 nucleotides. RefSeq names its product guanine nucleotide binding protein (G protein), alpha inhibiting activity polypeptide 3 (gene gnai3). The transcript has 9 exons. Gene Ontology annotation, cellular component: heterotrimeric G-protein complex. Bases 123 to 1187 code for a protein of 354 amino acids. The record is from RefSeq and is a predicted model, not a curated record. NCBI's taxonomy places the organism in Eukaryota, Metazoa, Chordata, Actinopteri, Pleuronectiformes, Scophthalmidae. Gene Ontology annotation, biological process: adenylate cyclase-modulating G protein-coupled receptor signaling pathway. Gene Ontology annotation, molecular function: G protein-coupled receptor binding; GTP binding; G-protein beta/gamma-subunit complex binding.
CUCUCCCUCCGCGACUCCCCCGGCUGGGAAACUUCAGCUCUCAUCGACCCGGGGCUCGUUUUCUCCUUCGACCCCAAUGAAGCGCUGAGCUCGAGGAGUCAGUCGCACAGUCAGCACGAACCAUGGGCUGCACGAUCAGCGCCGAGGACAAGGCUGCGGUGGAGAGGAGCAAGAUGAUCGACAGGAACCUGCGGGAGGACCGGGAGAAGUCGUCCAGGGAGGUGAAGCUGCUGCUGCUCGGAGCUGGGGAAUCUGGAAAAAGCACCAUAGUAAAGCAGAUGAAAAUCAUUCAUGAAGACGGCUACACAGAAGAGGAGUGCAAGCAGUACAAAGUGGUGGUGUACAGUAACACCAUCCAGUCCAUCAUGGCCAUCAUCAGGGCAAUGGGCCGGUUAAAGAUAGACUUUGCGGACGCUGCACGGGGGGACGAUGCCCGACAACUGUUUGCCCUGGCGAGCUCGGCGGAGGAAGGGGUGAUGUCGGCAGAGCUGACCUGUGUGAUUCGGAAGCUGUGGAAGGACAGUGGCGUCCAAGCCUGCUUUGAUCGAUCACGAGAGUACCAGCUCAACGAUUCUGCUGCAUACUACCUGAAUGACUUGGAUCGGAUCUGCGAGCCAAACUACGUCCCGACCCAGCAGGACGUGUUACGCACACGUGUGAAGACCACUGGCAUCGUGGAAACUCACUUCACCUUCAAAGAUCUCUACUUCAAGAUGUUCGAUGUUGGGGGUCAGCGCUCGGAGAGGAAGAAGUGGAUCCAUUGUUUUGAGGGAGUCACCUCCAUCAUUUUCUGCGUUGCGCUCAGUGACUACGACCUCGUCUUGGCCGAGGAUGAGGAGAUGAACCGGAUGCAUGAGAGCAUGAAGCUUUUUGACUCCAUCUGCAACAACAAGUGGUUCACGCUCACCUCCAUCAUCCUCUUCCUCAACAAGAAGGACUUGUUUGACGAAAAGAUUGGCAGGAGUCCGCUCACUAUUUGCUACCCAGAGUAUUCCGGUGGGCACUCGUAUGAAGACGCAGCAGCUUACAUACAGUGCCAGUUUGAAGACUUAAAUAAACGAAAGGACACCAAGGAGGUCUACACCCACUUCACUUGUGCCACGGACACCAAGAAUGUGCAGUUUGUGUUCGACGCCGUCACUGAUGUCAUCAUAAAGAUAAACCUGAGGGAGAUUGGGCUCUACUGACGCCUCAGGCCCUGCAGGUGUUUGGAGAAAUAUCAGGAUUUCUGGGCUGGUACAUCUUGUUUGCAGGGAGCGAAUAGGACAGUAGGUGUUACUAAGGACUUUGUUUGUGGCCAUGCAGCAUGCAGGACGUAAAUUCUACCACCUGGAGCCUUGCUACUAUGAUCACAUUUGUCUUAACAUAUUUUGCAAUGCAGAGCAUACUGGGAGAAAGUGAUACGUGGGGGAGUUUUUGUGGAAUUAAUCACAGAAGGGCUGGCAGGUAAAGCCCCUCUGAUGUCUCCGACACAUUUAUAUUUUGUCUGUCAUCUGUACAUGGACCAAAAUGGACUCUCUGUUCAUCAAAUUUAUUUCUGCAUUACACAGUUUCACAGCUGAUAUUUAACUUCUAUUCACUUUUUUUGUGGUGCAUCUUCUCUUAGCUGUAAGUCAGUUGCGCCUUGCUUUACUGAACAUUUGCAUUUGUCAUAUUUUAUUUUAAUUUAGAUUUGCAAUCAUAUAGUGUUUCCACUAAUGGAUGUGUGAAUGCCAUAACUUAUGUAUGGGAAAGAGUUUUGAGUGAUUAGAUUUCAUGUAUGUAACGUAUAAUUUGGGGUCUGGGAUUAGUUAGAAAGAGUCUAACGAACACAGUUGCAACAUUGCUGUCUGCAUAGUUAUUUUGAUUUUAACUCGACCACAUUGUGUUUUACCUUUUUAUACUUGAGACUCAUCACUCCAAAUCAAUUUGUGAAGAGAGAUCCUCAUUUUUAUUUUGUAUAUGACUAAUUUAAUUCACUCACUGAAGAUAAAGGUAAUUCUUCAAUCCUGUGGAUAUCAGCAAAGCACUAAAAAGACUUGAAACAUUAACAGUGAGAUAGUUUGAUAUGGUCACAGGCUAUAUUUGUGUGCUUUAUAUACACUGAGGAUGUCUUCUGCCAAUAUACAUUAUGAUAUGCUGGAGUAGAGCACAAUUUGUGUUUAGAUUAGUCAUUUCCCACACAGAGAGGUCCUGGUAGCCAACUUUACCGAGGAAUUUUAAUGUGUAGCUCACUUUAAAUUUGCAGUUGUAUUGGUUUAUUUUUCACAUCAUUAAAUGAUGAAUACAAAGCUGUCUCACCAAACGGGUGUUAUUCACUGUGAAGAUUUAUAAAGGCCAUGCAAAUCAUUUUUAUACUUCAGUCUUCCAGCUGCUACACACACCACAGCCCACCAAAAUGCCCUAAUCGUCUUCCCCUGUAUGUUGUCUCUGUGAAGGAGUUAUUAAUGAGGGACAUCAAGCUCACAUGAAUCUACAUGUGAGCUUGAAGGGCCAGUUAUUAAUUUUGAGCUUAAAUUUUCUUGCCAAUUCACCUUAAAGUAUAUUGCUGGUGAGCUGCAUAUGUCCAUGAAUAUAAUCUGUCCCUCAUUAAUUCCUGACUUCUUUCGCCUGUUCAUGUCCUAUUAAAGGUGAAAUAAAUUUGUUUUUCAACUUUACAUAAUA